CAUCAAACCACAAACCUAGACCAAAACCCCCAAUUGUCUUUACUCCUCAGGCUCCAAGUAGAAGUCUAGAAAUGCUCCAAAAUUAGGGUUUGAUUCACUUUCAUUGAAAGAGGUGAGUGAGUUGAUUGAUCCCCCAUCAAUCCCCCUUUUCACAAAUCUGAACCAUAAGGUAACUAAACAAAUUAAAAGGGCUUGCCGCAAAAACUUGUACAAAGGUAAAAAUUUAUAUGCAAAGAACCCAUGGAGUGAAUCGUCUCGUUUUCAACUCCGAUCACUGUUUCUCUCAUGUUUUAAGUCAGAAAUUGUAUCAAUUUUUACUAUCAGUGUGUUGUUUGUGAUAGAAAGGAAAAAAGAACCGGAAUCUUGAUGUCAAAAUAUGGCCUAUGUUUCUGAAUUGAAAAAUGGGUCGGAUUUGAAUUCGAUCGAGAUUCCAGGAGCUUGUAGAAACGAUGAAGUGUCUGUAAAUCCGGAUUUAUAUGUAAAGUAUGAAUGUAUGGAUGCCUCUAUGGAUGAUAAUGGAUUGAGGGAAUUGUUUGAUCAAGUUCUUUCGUUUUUCUUGAAAGAAGAAUCUGUGAAGAAAAAUGUGUUUAGGCCUUUUCCACCUAAACUUGGUGAUGGAGUGGAAGCCGAUUUAUUUAAGCUGUUCUUGACUGUGAAGAGAAUAGGGAGUUAUGAACUUGUUUCAAAGAAUAACAUGUGGGAAUUUGUUGCAAAAGAAUGUGGGUUUGAAAUUGGGCUUGAGGCAUCUUUGAAGCUGCUUUAUAUCAAGUAUUUGAAAGAAUUGGAUCAAUGGCUGAGUGAAGGAGGAUUUAAAGAUAAUAUUGACACUGAUGUUAUAGCGAAACUAGAUCUUUUGUCACACCACUUGGAUGAAUAUAUAUGUUUUGAGUCUAAUCAGAUUGGAAAAUCUUUAUGUCACGAUGAAAUUAUUGGAUUCAAAGAUGAGGGUACAUCGGGGUUUAAUCAAAUUGAGGGAGGAAUGAAUCUUGAUGUGCCAUUUUCAAGAAUCAAUGGUGAUGAUAAUGAUGAAGAAUUUAGGGUUUUGGAUGACAAAAGAUGCGAGUUAUCUUCAGAUAAUGCUGUAAAAAAGGUAGGACUUUCAGUGAUCAAUGAUGAUGAUGAUGAUGAUAAAGAGUUAAGUCUUGAUGAUGAAAAACAAAUCGAUUCAUCAAUCAAGAUUGUUGUGGAUGAGAUAAUUAGAUUUCAUUCUGACAACAAUGCUAUAUUAACUGCUGAGAAUGAUGAUGAUGUCAGCAAUGUUGUGAAGAAUGUUAGUAGAUCUUCAAAGAGGAAGAGGGAGAAAGAAUCUUUGUUGUUAUCAGAAAUGGUAGAUUGGGUAGCAAAUGCUGCAAGGAAUCCUCAUAAUAUGGCCUUUAAAACUUCACAAAGAAGUUCAAAAUGGAAAAAAUAUACAGGUGAUAAACUAUGGAAGCAAGCUUUGUUAUCAAGAAAAGCCCUUUUUGCAGAAAUUAGUUUUGAUUCAGGGAAUGAAGCAAAAGGUUCUUCACAGAAAAAGAACCAGAGGAUGCAUCCUGCAAUGUAUGAAGAUGAUAACAGAGUUAAUACUUCUGAAGUAAAAGUAUGCUGCAAAAGUGCCACGUCAGCAGAACAAUGCACAUGCACAAACUGCAAUUUGCGUACAUCAUCUCGAAUGAAACGUGAAUCCGGAAAGCUCCGGAUGCAUGAAAACACGGGCCCACCACAAAACCAAAAGCAUAACCUGGGCCCACUGUAUCAAGCUGUAGUGCCAGCAUGGACAGGUGUAGUGACUCAGAGUGAUCCCAAGUGGCUAGGCACCCAAAUGUGGCCCCCACCAGAUGACAUCAACAAAAAGGGUAAUUUGGUAAUUGGGUUAGGAAGACAAAAUGUAUGUGAUUGUGAGUGUCUGUUUAAAGGGUCUGCUGAAUGUGUGAGAUUUCACAUUGCUGAAAACAGAUAUAAACUGAAACUCGAACUUGGUGAUCUUUUUUACAAAUGGAGAUUUAAUCAAAUGGGUGAAGAGGUGUCACUUUCAUGGGAACCUGAAGAGGAAAAAGUAUUCAAAAGUUUAGUGAUAAAAGCAAGACAUGAUUUAGCACAUAGCAACAAGAGUAGACAUGAGAUUAUGAAUAAGUUUUGGAAAAGAGGUGCGUAUAUAAUUCGUGAUAAAUCAAAGCAAAAUCUUGUGAGUUAUUACUUCAAUGUGUUUGUGUUGAGAAGAAGAAGUUAUCAGAAUCGAGUGACACCUAAAGAUAUUGACAGUGAUAAUGAUGAAGAAGAGGUGGGGUCCGUUGGGGACAGAUUUGGGUAUGAAAAGAUUCAUGGGUUGUUGCUAAAAUGCUCAGAGAAUAUGCAGUGUAGAGAUCUUGAAUCUUGAUUGUUUAAUUGUUGUUUCUUUUUGUUGUGUUUUUCUGUGAAAUUUUCUUAAGAUUCUUGUAGUAGGAAUCUUGAAGUGUCAUCGCAGUCUUUUUUGUUUUUUUAGUUUUUAUUGGACUACAGUAGAUAUGUUUAGUAGAUUGUGUGAACUUAUUUUAGUUUUGAUGUUGUUGAAAGAUGGCAUUUUUUUUCAGGU
Molecule: messenger RNA, 2551 nt
Organism: Lactuca virosa
Lineage: Eukaryota; Viridiplantae; Streptophyta; Magnoliopsida; Asterales; Asteraceae
Source: the annotation of a GenBank genome assembly